Penicillium egyptiacum is the source of this 987-nucleotide messenger RNA. NCBI's taxonomy places the organism in Eukaryota, Fungi, Ascomycota, Eurotiomycetes, Eurotiales, Aspergillaceae. The record is from the annotation of a GenBank genome assembly.
AUGACGGUCAUUGCUGUGGCUGGUGGAACUGGUGGAGUGGGCAAAACUAUUGUUGAAAAAUUGCUCGACUCUAAAUUUGAUAUUGUCGUCUUGUCUCGCAGUGACUUUGCUUCGCAGAAUAUUCAAAAUGUCCAGAUCAACUACGACAAUAUUCCCUCAAUGGUACGUGCGCUUGAGCGACACAACAUCCACACAAUUAUAUCUGCCAUUGGUCUUGUUUCCGAUGAGGCAAGUCAGUCUCAGUUGAACUUGAUCGAAGCUGCAGAGAGGUCAGCUUCAACGAAAAGAUUUAUCCCCAGUGAAUACUCAUUCGUCCAAACCACGGAAUUACUUCCGAUUGACCCCAGCAUUCAAUACUGGCUUGACGCGGCAGAUCGUCUCAAGGCUAGUGGCUUGCAAUACACGAGGGUAAUCCCUGGUUUCUUUAUGGACUAUUGGGGAAUGCCACAUGUCCAAACUCACCUGCAGCCCUUCACCUUUGGUAUUGAUAUAUCCAGUGGCACUGCCGCAAUCCCAGGUGACGGGACUAACAUGAUCUGUAUGACAUACACGUACGAUAUGGCUGUUUACCUGAUCAAAGCACUUGACCUUGAUGAGUGGCCUGAAUUCAGUAUAAUCGUUGGGGACGAAGUUACCUACAACCAGAUUCUCGGCAUGGCAGAAGAAUUCACCGGUAGGCAUAUCGCACGCCCUUAUUCGAGAUACACCCACAACCUAAUAAUAAUCUCUGAAACAGGCAAAAAAUUCAAGGUAACUUAUGAUAGUCUGGAGCAAAUCAAGACUGGUGAUGUCACCGUCCCUCCCCAGCCAGAGGGAAUGGGAUGCUCAUCGGACGAACUCAAAGAGGUGACUGCGUUGGUGAGCAGGCUCACAGUCAAUAAUGUCUUUCAAUUGCCCGGCGAUCGUCUCAAUAUUCGGUUCCAAGAGGUGAAGCCAAUUACGAUGAGACAAUUUCUACACAAUCCCUGGAACAGAAACAGUGCAUAA